GCAAAUUUCCCGGGACCAGGAAGUGAGCGGCGAAGCCUCAGCCCCCGACAGGCUGCGAAAGCCGCCCAAGUUCCUCUCUGCGAGGGAGCAGGACGGGCGCUUGGCAGGAGGCGGCGGCGGCGGCUGGCUGGUUCCCCUCGGGCGCGCUCUCAGUUCCCCUGUGGCCGAGAAAACGGCGCGGCUGCCGGCGAGGCGCUCCUGCCGGGCUCGGGCUCUAUCCGGGCCAUUGGGCUGAAGCAGCGAGCGUGGACUUCCCAAGCUCGGGACCCCGGGGAAAGUAAGUGGGCUCCCCUCGCCCUCUCGGCAAAGCCCCGGCUGGGUGGCGGGAAGGAGCGGCUGGAAGGUGGCUUGGCUUCCGAAGGACGAAGCCUGGCCAUUUGAACUUCUCCCGCCGCUUCCGAAGCAUCUAUGCCGCUUCCCCGCCGCGCUUCGGGCUAAUAGCGUCGGUGUUGCUGCUGCUGCUUUUAGCCACGUAGCAAAGUCCUGUUGCUCUGCAGAGAGAAAGCUGAAUCUUCGCUGGUUGGUUCCUCAUAAUUUCCUCCAUGAAGUAGAUGCCCCCUGUCUAAAAAUCUGUGGGUUGCUUUAGUGCAAGGCUGCGGCGUGCCUACUCAAGAGUAAGCCCCAUUGAGUUCAGUGGAACUUACUCGCAGGUAAGCCUGCAUAGGGUUGCAGCGACACUGAUGUCGCCCAGGGCAGGAGACCUGGGCUCGUGCUUGGCCAAACCUGUGCGAACAGUGGUGCAGCUCUUCGCCUUGCAUUUUGCCAGCCAAACAUAACUUUCGCACAUGCAAAGAGCACGGUCUUUUCUUUCGAGGGGGGAGAAAGGCUGCGCGAGAUAAGUCCCGAACAAGGGGAAAGAAGGCGUGGCCAUAGAUUUUUAGAUCGAUUACAGGAGUAUUUCUCUAUUGUGCAGUGGCGCGGGGGUGGAGAUCAGUGAGUAGAGAGCAUUGCUGGAGAUUGGGAUUCCUAUCAACCGUGAAGUUUCCUGGGAGGAGGGCUUUGUUAAAUCCCUUUCUCUCAGCUGCAGCCUUUCGGGCUUUUGUAUCAUUUUUAGAUAACCACCUUGCAUAAUUCAGCUGCGGUAAUACACCAAGGGAGCUUUUAUUUUUCACCAAUAAGCCCUGAAAUCUGAUAAAUGCUCCUUCCCUCUGUGCGCUCUCUUUUAUUAAAAUGAAAAUUAUUAAAGUGCUGUAUUGUGAACCAUACGCGGAGCACAUUUUUAAAAAAGAGGAAGUGUGGUACUGUACUAAUCGGACAGUGCGCGUGCCUGACCCCUAGAGGAGCUUCUAUCUGGACACUAGAUUAAAACAUGUUACAGUAGUUUAGUUAAAAGGAAGUAGCGUUAUUUUCGCAGUGGCUCGCUUUUCCUUUAGCCUGCGGGAAGGGGCGUUUAUCCGGCCUAUUCUCUCAUGUGGUGCUGAUGAAUUCUUAAGGUCAUCUGACUGGUUGUUUUAGUCCUUUGUAAGUACCGCUCACAUUUUCCUGCCUUCUUGUUACGAUCGGAGUUUGUUUGCUUAAGGAAAAAAACUUUGGGAACUCAUCUGAUAUUGAUGCAUUAUAAUCUAUUGUUCCCCACAGGCACUCUGAUGACUUUUCUUUUUUGUUAAGCUCUGUUAAGUAAUCAAAAGGUUUAGUAAAAGUAAAGCUUGCAAUGAAUCACCACAAGUGCUAGUGUUUUGUUUUGUUACCAUUCAUGAUUAAUUUGUCGGAUUUAGAAAUCUGGGCGGAACUAAAGUUAACAAUUACAUAAAAAGGAAUCCUAAAGCAAACAGAUAUAAUGCUGAAUAAAUUAAAGUUUUCAUUUGUUUUAUUCUAAGCUUCCCCAAUUGGUAUUUCACAAAGUUGGUAUUUUCUCCAAAACCGGAACAGCUGCAAAAAUGGCUUCCUGUCUUCUUAGCCACGCAAAAGGGAACCAACCAAAUAUAUAUAUGUAUUAAGCACUGGUGCCUUGGGAAGCAAAGGCAGGAAACUAAAGUGUUUGCUUUGUUUGUUUACCCCAGAGUAGAGAGCAUUGUGAUAUUAAAGUCAAUCAGCGAUCAGGUCUACACAUACUUAGCUGCAACAAUGCUACAUCACAGGUAUCCACAAACUGUUCUCUGAAUAGUAAGUAGUUUAGUCCUUGGCUAUAUAAAUGCAAUGACUAUUGUACCAUUUGGGAGUCACAUCUAGUAAAUGUAUUUGCAGAAUGAUCUGAAAUAAACGUUGAAGGCAGUGGUCUAUUAGGGUAAAUGGGACUCUGUCUUACUGACCAGCCUCAGCCAGGCCUUACCUACCUACUUUCUUAGUUAUAAUCAGCUUCUUCCUCCGUAGUCUCAGUUUUCCUCCUAUAAAACUCAGCAGGGAAGGAAGCAGGAUGGUGAGAAAACUAGAAUGAGUUGCCUCUGCCUACCAUUCUCCUGCCUCACCAGUUGCAGGAGGCAUCAAGCCACUACUGGUUGAAGGAUAGUCAUGACAAGAUGGGGACUCUGUACACACACUCCAUAGAAGACAGAAUGAUAAAGUGGACACAAAGAUUGUGCCAAAAGCCCAAGCAGCAUCUUGUGCUGUAGCUCCCCACGGGGUGCCCUCCAUGCUACAGUGGCUGUUGUAGUAUUCUGGUUUGAAGUAAAGUACUGAAGAAGAAAUAGAUUGCUGCUUUUGAUAAAGUUUUGAAUCAUGCAGAGUUAAUUUAAGUAAGGGAUGGCAAACCUGUGUUGCUUUUGUUGGACACAGAGUGGAAAGUUAGUUUUAUUCACAUUUUAAUAAAGAAAGGCUUUGCAUAUUCAUAGCUGGUAGUGACCACACACUUCACCAGAAGAACAGACAUUGUCAAAAGGUUUUCUGCCCCAGAAGGGACAACGUACUUAAAAUGACAUACUCUUUUGUGGCAUCGCAGAAGUGUAUCAAAAUAUAUAGAUCUGAUUAUUUUUCACCUAGGUCAAAAUUAAUUACUUUCUUUUUUCCAUGGCAGUUUUUGUGAGAUAAAUCAUGACUAGCAGCACACUGUGCUUUAGAAGAGCGAUUCUUUCAGCCAGCAAAGAGUUAAGAGGUUAUGCAUAAUGGACUUCUAAAUAGAAAGUGAGUGUGCUUCCUCAAAAUAAAAGUCGGAUGCUUGUUUAAAGGGUUGCAUGUAGAACUAGAGGAAUGAACAUGGGUUCUAGUUACCUUUGCAAGUGAAAUAAUUCCUCAGGGGCUUCUGCCAGUGAACUUUUGGCUUUGAACUGGCUUUAAUUACUCAGCUGUACUGCAGUGACUUCCCUUUUUUUUGUAUUUCUGUGGACAUUUUUCGUUUCCAAAUUUCAAAUGAUUGACACUUGAGCGGUUUCCGUGCAGCCGUGGUUUGUACAGUCACAGCUAAGGUGAUUUCAUCAUGCUUGGAAAUAAACCCCAAGACAAGACAAGGCAUCUUACAGUACUUUAAACCAGGAAUUGAGAACCUGUGGUCCUCGGGACCUGAUGGAUUUGCCAUGCUGGCUGGGACUUAUAACAGUUGGAGUCUUAACAACAUCUGACUAUCUACUAUUUAAUGCAUGGCUGCACUGUUGAGUCAACUUAUUUUGUCAAAAGAACCUUAAGCUAUCAUACAUGGGGGCUACCGUUGGCUCAUGGGACUUGAUACAAAAGACGUUUCCAUGCUUUUAAUAGCUGUGUAGCAGCUUUUAAUAAUAUUUAUAGAUAACACAGGUAUAGCCAACAUGGUGACCUCCAUUUAUUGGACUCCAACUCCCAUCAUCCCUAGCCACUGGCCAUGCUGGCUGGAGCUGAUGGGAAUUGGAGUCCAAUAUCACAUGGAGGCUAUAUCUGACACAAUGGGUAAUAUAUAAUUCCAGUGCUUUUUUCUGGGGGUACCCAGGGAUAUGCAUACCCCUAAACAUUUUCUGAAUCUAAGUUUGGCCUCAUUGAGGGGCAGUAUUUCAAUAUGAGCAGGAAAAUGAGAGUACCCCUAAACAUUUUUUCAGAACAAAAGCACUGUAUAAUUCUAUAUAUUGAGGUACCUGCCAAAGUGACAACUUCUAUACAUCUUGCCUAUCUUCCUUUCUAUCUGUUUACCCAGGCAGCUGUUUACCAUUUGUGUACCAUUUGUGUACUUGCCAUGCUCUAGUACUUUGAGACUGCAAUCUUACACCUACUGAAGUGGAAGUAAACCCCACUGAACUCAAUGUGUCUUACUUCUGAAUAGACAUGUAGCAGAUGACACUUCUAAUCCCAUUCCACAGAGUGGCUGAGGCAACCCAGCCAGAUGUGUGGGGUAUAAAUAAAGUAUUAUUAUUAAAUUAUUAUUAUUUUAUUCUACUGCUUCAAACAUCUGGUCAGUUGUAUCAUCAUCUGGUAGAGUGCAUGUUCUGUUGAAGGGACCGUUCCGCUACCCAGUUGCUAAAGAUGGUGCCACAGUUCCUUUUGUUGAGGUUUCAUUAUUUCAUGCAGGAAGUCUGUUUUUUUAAAAGAAUUUCUUUCAUCUACAUUGGCAUUAGAAGGCUGAAUAAUUUUGAGGGAGUGCUAUGAGCUCCCUGUUCUCCAGUGGUUUCUCUUCCCCCUCCGCAGGGGAUCGUUUCCCCAAAAAAAGACAAACGCAAAGAGAAAACAGAAACACUGCUCUGUUUUUCCAAGGCAGGGGUGAGGUUGGGAGAGUCUAGAUCAGAAUCAAUAGAAUUAAUAAUGAAAUAUAUUGAAUUUGCAACACACAGUUCCAAAAAUACCAUAAAUGCCAUUUAAUUAAAGCUUACAUUGGCAGACUGCACAGGUGUUUUUUUAAAUAUAUAUACCAGUAUGUAUGAAAUCACAGAUCGGUUCUUGCCAGAACUGCAGGAAUGUUGAUGCAAGGCAUCAGUUGUCAUGGGUCUUCAUUUUUAUUUUACAUAGGAUGAUGACAAAACACCUAAGAAAUGUGCUUUUCAUGAUAAUGCACCAGGGGAUGUCCUGUUCUGCAUACAGUCGCUGUGUUGGUGACUGCAGCACUAUAAUGACUCCUCUUCCUCUCCUCACUCCCUUUCUUCACUUUUCAGUGGUGAUUGUUUCAGUUUGGGAAUGGAAACUAGCUAGAGCUGCAUGCAUGCUUACGAGCUGAUCCCAACUCUGAUGAUAACAUGAUACUAUACAUGCACUUCUAUUUUCAUUCACAGGAUGUCUGUCCUGCCUUUCUCCAGAUAGUCUCAAAACAGCUUACAUUGCAAAGCACUAAAAUACAAUAAACAACACACAUGAAACAGCACAUAAAUAUACAUAAAAUGUAGUCGGCAAUUAAAAGCCCUAAUAGAGACAGCACUAAAGGCGAUUAAAAGGAUCUCUGAUCCAUAUAAAUCUAUUAAAUGUACAAGGGAACAGAAUGAGCUUUGCUUGGUGCCUAAAAGCUAGCAAGCAAGAGAUGUUGUAGCUUAAACCUUCCCACUGGAGUCAAUGGAGAUCCCAAAAUGAAAGCUUCCCUGCACAUCACCUUUUAUAUCUCUCCGUCCCCCAUUCCCCUAGGAUUUCAUGUCAGCUAAACAUUUUCUAUUAAGCUACCACUUCACAUAGUGGUAGUGGUACCACCCCAUGCUGGCCGAUGUGACUAGAAUCCUUAUAUUUGACUACUAGUGGAUAAAGUGGGAGGGAAGAUGCUAUGUUGUAGGCCUGGCCCCCCAGAGAGGCUCUAUGAGAGUUCCUUCUCUGGUCUGCUCCUGUGACUGUGAUUAUGGUAUUGUUCUCUAGUGUGGGAGGCCUGGUUUCAACUCCAAGCUUGUCUCCAGUAGGUUCCCCAAAAGGUAGGUUUUGCAUUGUGGAGGCCCCAAUUUUAUCUCCAUAGGGUACAAAUUGAGCCCAAACCUCAUAUAACCCAUUGCUUACCUUUCUCUCCUGCCUCCAGCAACAAUGUUGCUGAAGACUUCAUUCUUGUACAAAUGGCUUCCUUCCCUUUACUUUGCAAAAAGCUAGUUCUCCUCACACAGGCACCCAGCAUGUUCUAUUUAGUAUUGUUAGUGUUUACUGUGUGGAAUCACUGGCACCGAAACAGGAAUUGAACCCUUUUCCUGAGAAGCUUCUGGGUUCUACCUGUAUUUGCCUUCUGCCUGCUGGGGCCUCUGGUGGAGGAAGCCGAGUUUUCUGUUCCUGGUUGGGUGGCAACUUAGAAAUACUAGCUAACAGAAAUAGAUCUCAACACAGCGGAGACAGCUAUAACCAGGUGACCUUUGUGCCUGCUCAGUCCAGGUGCUGUUGGAGGUCAACUUUGAGGAUUCUGAGAAAGAGAACCUAUCCAGUUGACGCCGACACAAAACCCUACACGUACACUGUAAAGAAAUAUAAAUUUCACCACCACUUCUCCCCCACUAUUCUUCUUGACCUUAUACUUGACCUUAUACUGUACUCUACACUAACGUCUCAUAACAAAUGUAACUGAUCUAUAGAAAACCUGAACUGUACAACCUGAAAAAUGAGACAAGGCAUGUACUUUUGUAAACCAAGAAAAUCUUUAAUAAAAACAAUAUUAUUAUUUAGGAUUCUGCUUUCCCUUCUUAAUGUUAUUUAUCUUUAAACUUGGUCCUUCACAUAGAGGGCUGUGUUUUUUGCCAGCCCUUCAGAUAAAGGGUUGUCACUUGUAAAGAAGGACACACGCUCACCUUUAUUUCUGGGAGCAUAGUUGUGCACUGUGUGUGAGAUGGGUGUGCUGCUAUGGUGCUUCUGUUAUCACCAUGUGCUGUUGACUGGUGGCAUGCAUGCAUAGCUAAUGUGCAGACGUCCUCAGCAUGCAACGUUUUUAACAAGCUGCUGUCUUGCGGGGGUGUUGUUAGUUUUUGUUUCCACAGGUUUUGAGUUGUUUGUUCUGCUGCUCUAAGUUUGUACAACACUCUUCCCCAAUCCCCACCACCCCCACGUCAUGUAUUGAUAUGAUAGCUUGCACACUGGAAAAAGCAAAUUGGUGGCCAUCAACUGCCAGUGUGCAAUAUUCAUGGAAAGUGGGAAGAGGGAAGGCAGGCACCAUCAUACUGGGGACCCCAGUAGCUUCCUAAAGAUGCUGUGUGCUACUGCCUGACCUGUGUUUCUUUACCAACAAUUAAAUGCAAGGGUGGGGGACCUGUGGUCCUCCUGAUGUUCCUGGAUUAUCACUUGCAACAUUCCUGACCAUUGGCUUUUGUGUCUGGGGCUUAUGGAAUUGGAGUCCAAACAUCCAGUGGGACACUAGAUUAGGUAGGGAAGGCUGAUGUAGAGCAAUGGAAUGGACUUUCUCGAAAGAUGGUGGGCUCUCCUCCAUUGGAAAUCUUAAAGCAGAAGUUGGUUGGUCAUCUGCCAUGGAUGCUUUAGUUGAGAUUCUUUCAUUGCAGGGGAUUGAACUUGAUGACUCUUGGGGUCCCUUCCAACUCUAUGAUUCUGUGAAUGGUGUUCUGAACAACUUCAGCUUUGUCAAUGUAUGCUAGCUAUUACCAGUUUAUUCUUUAAAACAGCCUGCGGCCAUGCUGGACUCCAUCCUCCAGUUGUAGUUCAAAACAUUUGGAGGGCACCAGGUUGAACAUAGGAAGUGCCUGCUGGAUCAGGCCAAUGGCCCAUCUAGUCCAGCAACCUGUUCUCAGCGGCCAACCAGAUGCCUGUGGGGACUUGCAAGUAGGAGACCUGGGCACAAGAACACACUCUAUUUCUGUAGUCUCCAGAAGCUGGUAUUCAGAAGCAUCUGACAGUGGAGGUAGAACAUACCUGAUAUAGCUAAUAGUCAUUGAAAAAGACUGCUCUCAAGUUUUAGAGUCUAAAAUAGGGUUGGGGAAUCGGGUAUUACCAAAUUCUUAUUUUCCCAGUGCUAUUUUUCUAGAAAAAGGGUGCCAGGACUCACCUUGUUCUCUUAUAAUGUCAAUGGCACCCACCUGAGAGAUGCUGGAACGGAGUUCUGGCUGAAAAAAGCCCUGCCCCUAGCCAUUGCGGCUCAAAUUUGAGGUGCGGGUGGGGCAGGGCUUGUAAGCUACCACAUAUCAACUCAAGGGAGGUGACUUCAAUCCUGUUUUUUUCAGGGAUUGGCUGCUUGACGAAAUUAUCCAAGAGGGAUUCAGUUGUGCAGCUGAUCCAGCACUAGCUCAUAGCCAGUGACUCAAGCCUGCUUUCUGCAGGGAUCAACUGUGGGGAACUCAUUUGUGCAGCUGAGUCACCCAUGUCCAAACUGGGACCCAUGCUGGGCUAAAUUUGGUCUGCAGAAUGGAGGUUUCCCACCCCUUUAGAAUAUUCUAAAAGAAAAGUGAAAGAUACUAUGAUACAUAGGGUGCUAAGGUGUGUGUGUGUGUGUGUGUGUGUGUGUGUGUGUGUGUGUGUUUUCACACAGUAGCUCUGUUACUCUAGUAAAGCUUUGAUAGCUUUCAUAAUGUACAUCUCUGGUGAUCUGAAGAUUUAAUGUAUUAAUAUGUUAUGUUUUUGUAAAUGUCAAAUCUGUGACAGUAGUUAAAAAUCCUACUUCAUGGGUGUAGCCAGGGGGUGCAGGCAGAGGGGCAGCUUCCCCCCAUCAAGUAAAUAAAUAAAAAUACUUAACUGACUAAUUGAAUUACAGAUAACUUGGUUCUGCCCCCCAAAAAACAGAAAGCCUGCCCCCCUUAAAAUAACCUUUAUGUUUUAGGCUGUUUAUUGUAUGCACUUCACAUCCCUCAAUCCUGCUCUUAAGCAGAUAUCCCAUUCAGAAUUCUCUGGUGAAUCAUCUGCUACCAGGCUUCCCCCACCUUCAAUGAUAGGGCUCAAAGCGUGACUCCAAACCACCUGACUCCACUACCUGUUUCAGGGAUGGGGAAUCUGUGGCUUCCACAUGGGAACUGAAGUUCGUUAAGCAUUCUGGUUUUGCCUGCAGAGUCUGGAUUCAGAAAAUCUCUCCCAGACUACCACUACACCUAAGUCCCUCUGGUUCUAUGUAACUUAGACAACAUUUUAAAAGAGAGUAAAUUUUGAUCUUGGAAAGCCCUCUGAGUUAAAUAAGAGGUGUGUAGACUUCUAGUCUGUGUACAAUAAAACAUAUGGAAGGUGUGCAUUGAUUGGAUCUUCUGAAUGGAAUCUACGUUCACAUGUAACUUUUGGGCAUGCAGCUUCUCAUACUUAUGAACCUAUAGCUUUGUAGAUAUACAGAAGGUAGCACAUCAAUGUUUUCUUAGCACAUAAGAAUCUUAUACUGGGCAGGAGCUUCAGUUGAACCCAAGUCUUCUCUGCCUUGGGCUUACUGUACCUCUAUUAUGUUAUUCUAUUUUCCCCCAGGCUUGGUACCCAAUAUAUGUAUUUUUAAAUUGAGAUAUUGGCAACUGAACUUAAACGCUUCUAGUGCUGAGCUAUAGUUCUUCCUGUGUGACUAUUAAUCCCAUAAGAAUUUAAGAAGAGCUCUGCAGGAUCACACCCAAAGCCCAUCUGUUCCAUCAUCCUGUGCCUCGUAGAGACUUACCAUAUUUUAUCCAUACCAUCCAUAAUUAUAUUCACCUGUACCAGGUUCCCUUUUUACUCUGCUCCCCCCCCCCAAAAUAAAAAGCCCAAAACAUUGAGGAUGAAUGUGUUUUCUAGUUCUGCAUUAUCCAGAGUUGUCAUUCGUAUUCCAUGUGUAGUCACACUACAGGUUUAAGGAAAGGCCUUGGGCAGUUUUGUUUUUCAUCCUUUUCAUAAUGGUUCCUAACAUGGAAUUAGCCUCCCCGCCCCCCAGUGAAGCUCAGUCUGCCUUUGAGAAGUUUCUUGUUCAAUCUGUAUCAGCCCUUGACAAGAUUGUAUUGUUUUCUUCCUGCCUUCUCUUAGUCGCUGAGAUUUAUUACUGAGUGCAGACAUGCGGGUGUCAUGUCAUGUUUCCCAUAACGAUGUUAUGUUGUUGCAUUUCGCUAAAACAUUUGUUUUAGAGAAAUGCAACAAUAAAUUGUUGCCAUUGAAUAGAGUUUAGCAAAAUAUUGGGGCUAGAAGAAUACAUUUUCUUUGGAAUCUCCAGCCAUCUCUGAUAACUGCAGGUUACAAGAGAUGCCUUUUUGCCAAGUCUCUUUCACCUCAGACUUUCUGUUUAAAUGAUUUAUUUGCAAAAUGAAGGUGGGAAGCAUAGGUUGAAAGAUGCUGGAGAUUCAGAUGAGGAGUGAAAGUUCUUGCCAUGAACGGGAAGGAGGAAGUGAAGAAAUCUAUAUUUGGAGCUCAGCCAAGCUAAUGGAUGCAGAAUUGGUAAAGCAGUAACUGCAGUUGUGACCAAUUUAAAUUGGUUUAAAAAGUAUGCAGGCUUUAAGUAAUAGAGAACAUGAAGUCACCCAUACAUUACUCUAUUUCAUGGGUAGGCAAACUAAGGCCUGGGGGCCAGAUCCAGCCCAAUCGCCUUCUAAAUCCGGCCUGCGGACGAUCCGGGAAUCAGCAUGUUUUUACAUGAGUGUCCUUUUAUUUAAAAUGCAUCUCUGGGUUAUUUGUGAUGCAUAGGAAUUGGUUUUUUUUUUUUCUUCCCCAAAAUAUAGUCCGCCCCCCACACAAGGUCUGAGGAACAGUGGACUAGCCCCCUGCUGAAAAAGUUUGCUGACCCCUGCUCUAUUUCAUUGUUGAAUGUCCCAGGAAGUUGUCCCCAUGGACAUUGACAGUUUAUUGCAACGCUCAAAAGUCAUCCAACUAUACAUAGACAGGAAGUAGCUAACAGUUUCCACAGGCGUAUCUGGUACUGCCCCAGACAGACAUGUGAAUCUCCUAUGAUGCUACUUUCUUUCGUACCUCCAAUGUACAUUGGUUGCCUAUAGUUGAACUUAGCAACACAUAAACCUCUUUGGCUCUCAUCUGGCUUGAUGUGUGAUGCUAGUGAGCAAAGGGUUUAUAAAACAGUAGAAACUGAAUGAACAAUAUUUAUUAAAAUAUUUGUAUACCACUGUGUGAGGCAGCCACAUGCUCCUCAGCCAAGCAGGUUAAAGAAAAAGAGGGAGUAACAAGCUGAAUCGGCGCCUGGCCCCCUCCGUCAUUUGAUUAAUGCACUUUUAUCUACAUCUGACUCCGGUCCAGUGUUGAAGGCAGGACGGAAGAGAAGUGUGAGGAACAACCAACUGCUGGGAUGUAAUGGGUGGGACAGACAUGUGAAUGACAGACUCCAUCAUGUCUAGUUGUGACUUCCAUUUAAUGAAUAAUGAACAGUCUCAUGAGCAGCCUCUUGCCCCAUUGCCUGCUGCCUCUUUUUUUCCUUCCUGUUGCUCCCAUGCACACACCCAGCACAUGCAGUUGUUUCAUCUGUGUCUUUUGCUGCAUUUGCAGAUUCCAGUCUUUAGCAACUUUCACUUCACUCCUGCACAAGUACAAGAACAGAAAGCAGACUAUGAUAUUCAAAGGCCUCCCCCUUUCUUUGUCUGCAGUAAGCAGCUCACAAGAAAUAUUUCUGGGAAGAGUGGGAAAGCAUCUACAAAAACAUGAACAACUAAGUAAGCAGGCACCUCUUUUAACCCAGGCUUCCCACCUAUAAGGCUACCUAAGAAGAACUAAACAAGAAGCACCAGAGAGUGGCACUUCUCACAGUUGACCACAGGGCUGGCCCAAAACAUUUUGGUACCUGAGGCAAACCACAAAAUGGUGUCCCCUCUCCCCACCAAGGAAUAAGGGGUGAGUAAAGAUCUACAUCAGGAACAAGGACAGACUGCAUUGUGAUCUGUGGCCCGUAUGGAUUCUGCCACCUGAGGUGCUUGCCUCACCUGAUGUGUGGACCGGCCCUGGUUGGCCAAGUUUAUCACUUUUACUCAACUGUCACACAUGCAACACUUGCAAGCCCUUCCCCUCCAAGUGAUGGUUUUAAAUAGGAAAGCACUAAGAAGAAAAACAAGUUGCCUUAUUAUUAUUAUUAGCAUAUUACUCAGAUACAUAGUUUGUUUCACACACUAACUUCCUGGCAAAAUAAAUAACCUGAAUGAGAGUGGGUUCUUUCAUCAGGCCUGCCUUAGCCUGAACCCUUCAGACAGAAGGUGUCAGUUUCUUGUCCACCAAUAGUUUUCUUCUUAAGCCUUAUUUUAUUUCCCUUCCCUGAACUACAUUGUAUAGCACCUAUUUGUUGAGCUUUGCUUACUGUUCUGCUAGGAUAGGGCCCAUUCAGUUGUCUUCUUUAUUGUGCAUUCAUGAUGCUUUGUGCUUAUGAUCAUAAUGUGGUGAUUAUAGAUGUUCCUGCUUUCAAUACUGUUUGCCCCUGCCAGUGUUAGAAACUAAGGUAUGAAAGCUAGGAGCUAAAUGGCACCUUAAACCUAGGUUAUGGGUGCAACAAUGGAAUGUCUAGGCGUGCUUUUUUAUAACAAGAAUACAAAGCUGAAAGUGUAUGAACUGCAGUUAAAAUAUUAUGUUCAUUUUUCACAUGGUCUAGUCCUCCCCCCCCCCCCCCGCUGAUAUUCUUAAGAAGGUCUCUUCUUCAGUCUUCAGAGAGCAGAUGGAAGUGGGGGCAGAAUAAGGUCCUCCUUUCCUUCCACUCUGCAGUUUUAAUCAGAAAUCUUUGGCGCAGUACUGUGCCCAGAGUUCAUAAACUGCUUGUGCUAAUAAAAAUGCACCUAGAACAAUGGGAGUUUCGAACACUGGCCCCUGCAACCACUUUGAGAAGUUACACUUCUUCAUCUCCAAACAGUGCAUGCCUUAUAGCUUCCUGCUGAAAUCCAGUUGCUUUUCUAUACCACAAAUGUUUUGGGGGUUUUUAUCCAUAUUUUGUUGUGGUAUAGCACUAAAGUGCCCCUCCAGACAGCAGUAAUGUAAUAUUGAGAAAGCACCUUAGAACACUUAAUAAAGCAGAAUUAUGUGUGGAGCAUCUGGUAUAAAUUCACCCCUAGUGCACUACUGUAUAUAUGGGCUGGAGGGGCCCAUAUGUGCAAAGAUGGCUUCAUACCCCACCCCCACUUGAACACAGAGUACACCGUAGUGUUUUCUUCUAUUGGAAAAAAGAAGCAGAGUGAUGACAGAUCUGUUGGCUUUAAGAAACAGGGGCAAAUUACUCCCCUUGCCCUGGGCUAGGAGAUCAGAUAAGCUGAAGAGUAUUACUGAGAGGGUCAAUUGGUUACGCGGGCAGUUAAGUGGUGCAUGCAAGUACACCAUGCAUUUGUUGCAAUCUUUGCUAUUGCAACAGGAUAAUUAGUGCUCACUAACUAUGCCUUUAGGGAAGGGAGUCCGUCAUAAAGGGAAACGACACAAAAAAUGUUCUUGAAAUAGGGAAGUACACAGCUUUUAGGAGCCUCAGGCCUUUAGAGCCUAUUCCCCCACCAUCUUCCACCCAGACAAAAAAAGUCAGAUGCCUUUUCAAGUUGUGAAACUCAAACUACAGUAGUACUGUAUUAAUGGGCUGGUAAAGGACUCCUGUCUGAAAUCCUGGAGAACCGUGGCUAGUCACCAGUGGUCUCAGUACCUGGUCCUACAGCUUGACUUGCUAUAAGGCAGCUUCUUGUCUUCUUAUGAAAUGCAUGAUCAACUUUGGUGAUAACAUAACUUACAGAAUAAGCCUGUUCAGUAUCUGAUGAGAGAACACUUGCCGUGUUGACCUACCACUUUGUGGCUUAGCACAGGAAUUAUAUCAUUUAAUUACGCAUAUAGACGUGACAGACUCCUGAAACAUCUAUUUCUGGAUCAUGGUUGAAAUAUUUUUCCUAUUCCACUUUCUGUUUCACUUAAAAAUACCCCCAACAGAUUCCCCUUUUCACAGAAUUGUUCAGUCCAAUGAUCUGUUAAAAAUGAACAGUAAAUGACGACCCUUCCUUAUUAGUGCAAACUCCAAUGUGAAAUCAUCACACUUAUAUACUGAGUAUUUUUCCAUCCUCCACACUUCAUUAAGUUGUAUUUAAUGGCUUCCAUCCCAUAAGAAACUACAAGAGAAGAGGAACAGAAAUUAUUGAUGUUACAAAUUCACACUUGUCUCUGAAACUGAGGAUUAGGAAGUGGUCAUUUUUACAGCUGCAUACAGAUCAGUGAAAGAUUCAGUGGGAUUCUUGUGAUUUUGACAGGAUAUCUGAAAGACUACUUACUCCCUUUAUGGGUUGCUUGUAGGCUACAUUAAUAUUCAGAGACCUGCUUUUUAGCUAAAUAUGUUUGGUUGGUGGGAACAUGAGGCAGGGCCUUCUCUGCAGCAGUCCCUGGUUACUGAUUUCAUUAGCCCCAUCCCUACUGGUUUUUAGGUGAGCAGUAAAAAAAAAAUGUAUUGUAAGCCCCAAAAGUAAUAUAAAUAUAUUCUCAUUAUUAAAUAAAAAUGUCACUGCCCAGGGUAAGUGACCCUGUACAUUGCAAGAAAAAGGGGGAUAAUUCAACAUGGGAAUGCCAUUGAAAGCAUCGUUCUCUCAGACAUCUGUAGUCUUGGUUCUGACUAGUGUGUGAGCUUUUUAGUUUAUAGAACUCUUCUUCAUACGAAAAGGGAGACAAAGCACUCCAUGAUGUAGAUGCCUCAAAGUCUUCCAGUUGUAAAAGUCUUGAGGGGUGAGUGAAGAUGGAAAUACACCUUUGAGCUUAAUUUGGGGUGGAUAAUUAAUUUUGGUUACUCCAUGUGUAGCCAUGUGUAGUUUACAACUUCCAAGUCUUCAGCUUUCUCCUACAGCUGCUUCAGAUUUGAAGUACCGUAUUUUUUGCUCUAUAAGACUCACAUUUUCCCUCCUAAAAAGUAAGGGGAAAUGUGUGUGCGUCUUAUGGAGUGAAUACAGGCUGCGCAGCUAUCCCAGAAGCCAGAACAGCAAGAGGGAUGGCUGCUUUCACUGCAUAUUUUUUUUAUUGUUUUCCUCUUCCAAAAACUAGGUGCGUCUUGUGGUCUGGUGCGUCUUAUAGAGUGGAAAAUACGGUAUUUCCUCCUUGAAUUUCAUUGGUGGGGCAUUCCAUUCACUUUAUGCUCAUUUAUGUAAGAAUAAGCAGAUUUUGUGAGCAAAUAAACUCUGUGCUGGAAACUGGUGCACUGUCACCACAGCCAAUCACAAACAAACAACCACACCCUAGGCCAACCCCAACCUCUCUCACCCCCAAAGGAACACAAGUGAAUAAUAAAGAGAGCCCGCACAAGCGAUGCUGACACAAAACCCACACAUACAUUAAGUAGAAUAGAAACAUCGCCAUCCGACCCCACCCCCACUCACCAUGCCCCCCUCCACCUCUUUCGCCCUUUUCUUCCUAAGGUAACACUAAUGUCUCAACAAAUGAAACUGAUCUGUAGAAAAUGUAACUUGAAAAAAGAGACAUUGCACAUACUUUUGUAGACCAAUAAAUCUUUAAUGAAAAAUAUGGGUUUUUUAAAAAAGAAACUGGUGUACUGUUGCUUACCACCAAGUUUUGCCAACUUGGUUCAUUCCAGAUCAGCAUUGGAACAUAAUUUCUCUGGCAAACUUUGUACCUGGCAGAAAUAAAUGUUACACAGCAGAAAUAACCCUAGCUGUAUCAUGUCCUCAUUUGAGAAUUUUAAUAGACUUUGCUGCAAAACGGCCUAGAAAAAUUGUCAGCCAGUGCAUAGGAAGGUUCCCCCCCUGUAAUUUGUAGAUAAACCAGCAUGUCAGAGGAAAUAGGAAACACUUAUUGUGUUAGAGAUAAGGCCAUUAAUAGCUCAGUUUGUAUUUAUGUCUGAACUGUCCAAGAUGAGUCAGCAUUUUAGCCUUUUUUUAAAAAAAAUUAAAGCGAAAUCCUUGCAGAAGUCUUUCUUUCUAAAAUCAUUUCUUUGCUUUAAAAACAACAUUAAAAUAUAUUGCUUUUCUUUUUCUUGUGAAGGAAUACAAUCCUAUCUUAGGUAAAUAUGCACUUAUCUAUAUACAUACAUACAUACAGAGAGAGAAACUUGGCUCAUGGUAAGAAUUGUUUAAGCUCAGUCCUUUAUCCUCCUCUUUAAAUCCAGUUGGUCAAAAUCAACAAUCUGAAGAUAUGUACGCCCAAUUUCUAGAAGUUGUGCAAUACAUCUUAGUGUGGGAACAAUUUUAUGUAUUCAUUCUAUCUUGUGCUGCCCUCAAAUCUGAUAUGAUGAAGACGACAUAGAACAUAAGACCAAUACAACGAAAAACAAAAUGGCAUAAUAUACUGCAUCAAGGUUUUUAAACACUGCUGGUUUAAGAAAUGCUUUUAAACAAAGAAACAAAGUGGCAGAUAAACUCAUUAAACAAAUGUAAGAUUUGUUCAUACCAGAUCAGUUUAAAUGGUCCAGCAAAUGAAAGGGUUCCUUGCCCGCCACUACAACAUAGUGAACUUGUUUGGGGAGCAGAUUCCGGAACCAAGGAACAGAGGAAAUCCCCAUCCUUUCUAGAUAAUCGCUGCAGCCCUGAUAGAAGAGAGAUUGAGAGAAAGGCCUUGGAAGAUUUUUGCUACAUAACCUAGACAACAUUGAUUUUUGCUUAAUUCUUAUUUAUUCCAACAGGAAAAUAUGGGAUGUAUAAAAUCCAAACGAAAAGACAAUCUGCAGGGAGAUGUGAAGACUGAACCAGUACGUAAAUCUGAACGAACUAUUUAUGUGAGGGAUCCAACGUCCAAUAAACAGCAAAGGCCAGUAAGUAGAUUAGUUUCAGGGAAGAAUUCCCAAGAGUGAGAUCACAGCACGACUGGCAUAAUUAAAAUUUUUAUUUAAAACUAGGGGCUGCCUCCCUGCUCGCACCAUUCGCCAGCCUCCUGCCGUUUCCCCCACAUUAACCCCACAGAGCUUCCCUUCCCACCCUAUGCAAGCUUGCUUUCCACCUUCGCAACCUCAUUUCUGAAGCCAAUUCCAUUCUGCAGCCCCCUAUUUUCACCUUUAUGCUCAUGUCAAUGCCUCUCCACUUCUUUUAGGCAUCUCCUGUUGCACACAAAGCACCCCCAUGGAACCUCCUAUGUCUUCCUCCUCCCACAUAUUACAUCUACAUAUUGCACCAUCUGCCCACUUAUGAAACCACCUUUCUGCAAACCCUUUCAUGCCCCUGCUUUCAUCUAUAACCCCACCCCCAUGCCUCAUAUGCCCUUUUUUGCAACUGCCUUUUUUCCUCUCCCCUUCCUUUUCUUAACUCUCCCUUGUACACAAACCAUGCCCCUAUCUCCACAUUUUCUCCUUUCUAUCAUAUUGUUCAGCCAACUUUGCACACAAACACCAUUCUCACCUACACUCCCCUUUUCCUUGCCUCCUCCUCCUCCCUCUCUUUUUUCAACCGUCCCUUGCACACAAACCACCAUUCCACACUUCAUCCUCUCUCCUAUUCUACAGUCCCCUUUGUGCACACACUCCAUGAUGGUAUAUGUUACUGUAUCUGUAAGAUCUGUAAGAUAACUAGAACAAGCCUGUCAGUUAGCUUGUUCAGUUAUAGAAGUUCAGUUCAGUUGAUGGAUGUUUUAAAUAUAUAGAUGUUUGCUUGUUAAUAAGAUACAUAUUCUAAAUUACUGCAGUUGAAUCUGAAACUUAAGGCAACACAGAGUACCAGAAGUAUUAUACAUUGUGUACUAUGAGUAUUUGAGGGUUCAUCACCCUUUAUCUCUCUCAGAUGAGGAAUGGAAGAGAGAGACAUUGAGUACAGUGAGAAGGGAGUAACACUGAAAGGAAAAAUAUAUGUUUUAAAUAAUGGCAUAGGUGUGAACAAAGCAAAGAUGGAGAUGCACUGAGGGGUUGUUCUUUAAACAAACAAACAAACAAGUUUUAAUAAAGAAGAAUAGCAGAGAUGGCUGCAGCACAGAAACUAACACCCAAAACUGCUUUGAGACCCUCUCCCCAGGGAUGAUGGGAGCUGUAACCCAGUAGCAUCACUCGAGUGCUAUGCUGCCUACUCCUUUUUAAAGAAAGUCACAAAAGUGAUUGAACAACGUAUCUUAAAUGCUUCCAAGGCAUCACUAUUUCAAAGGUGCAUUGUACUUUAUGAGCCCAGGGAACUUGUGUCUAUAAAAGAGGCUCUGUGUCUGUUAAGAAGAUUUUGUGCACACCCAUAAUCACAUGGAGAAAUACUAAAACAUACAAGUAUGAGUGCCUGGUACAUUUUUCUGAAAUAGCAGGAACAUUUUUUUUUCCAGUUGCCAGAAGCACAGGACUCUGUGUGACUGGAUCUAUAUGCAUCUUGCUUCACGGUAAACUGAAUCUGAGUGAUGGAGUUGCAACCAUAGAUCCAUUGACAUUAACAGAGGAUUUUUCUUCCUGACAGGCCUGGAGUCAGUGCAUGGUAUCUUUAGGCAGCUAUUGGAGCCCCACUUCCAUAGCUGGACUCACUGUUGACACCUGCCCUGGUCUCUUCCUUAAAAAAAUAAUUAAAUAAAAGUAGGUAGCUGUGUUGGUCUGAUGCAGUUGAAAUGAAAAUAGAAAAAUAAAAAAUUGUCUAGUAGCACCUUAUAGACCAACUAAUUUAUUUAAAUAAAAAUGUUAGUGCUCUCCAGUGAACACUGGGCACCUUAUCUGAGGACCUUGUCCCUUUAAAUUUCCCACUGUUCUCCAGAAUGAUGGUACAUCAGGGUCAUUUUAGGAAAUUUAAACAGUGGUUCCUCCUGACCCAAGUGCCUGGUUCUUAUUGGAGCACUACUGCAGCCCUCUGCUAGGUAAGCCCACAGCAUCACUGACCUAGCAGAAGGCCCAUCAGAGGUUUCUCCACCACUUUUUGUAGACCAUUGGAAAAUUAACUAGCAAUUUUCUAUCUUAAAUUUAUGAAGAGGGUUGUUUUAAAAGUAAAAGCAGUUUUGUGUCCUUUCGUGCAGCUGUUUUGUUUUUUGUUUUUUUAAAAAACCCUCUCAAGCAUUUAUUAAGCAUCAGCAUACUUUCAAAAUUCAGUGGUACCUUGAGUUACAAAUGCCUCAGGUUACAAACUCUGCUAACCUGGAAGAGUUACCUCGAGUUGAGAACUUUGCCCCAGGAUGAGAACGGAAAGUGUGUGCCGGCGGCACAGCAGCAAGUGGCCCCAUUAGCGAAAGCUAAUAAACGGACCUCCGGAACGAAUUAAGUUCAUAACUAGAGGUACCACUGUAUUCAGUUUUUGUUCCAUGCUUGCAACAAGUCUUUUUCAACAGUUAAUGGUCUAACUGCUGCUAGGUUGCCCAAAGGCUGGUUUCAGACAAUCUAGAAUCCUGUGAGCAGCUGUCUGCAAGGGAGUCCCAUUCAGCACAGUGGAACUUGAUUUUAAGCACAAAUAGGAUCAGGCUGCAAAUCACCCCUUUCAAGAAGCAACUCUGGAUUAGGCAUAUUAAUAAAGCACUUGUCCCUUGAUAAACAUAGAGCAGUUUCCCAAUUAGCUGUAUUUCAGGACAUGUGCUGCUUCUCCUGUAAGCUGCAAAGGUUUUGACUGCCGUAGGCGUGUAAACCGUUACACUUUGUCUUCUAAGAAUCUCAGUGUAAAUGCUAUAAAUUAUAUCUAAAAGCUGCCAGAGAUAACAGAGUCAUCAUUUAAAAAAAUAGUAUAGUUAUGUUUUAAACAUGUUCUAAUUUUAUAAGUGUGCAUUUAUAUAAAUAUGAUAGUGUUAUAAAACAAUUUUUUUAACUCUUGUUGUUGUUGUUUUUCAAGGCAACUGAUGAUAUCCUUCUGCCAGGUCAGAGGUUUAUAGAAGGUAUGUUUCUAAAAGCCUGCUGGUUACUACUACAAGUUGCUGUUUUGAUAGACUUGAAAAAUGAGUAAGAAUAUCUUGCUUGAAUUUCUGUAUUAGCAAAGGAAAAGGAACAUCAGGACCUUGUGGUAGCCUUGUAUCCUUAUGAUGGCAUUCAUGAAGAUGAUCUGUCCUUCAAAAAAGGAGAAAAAAUGAAAAUUCUGGAGGAGUAAGUAUCGAAAUAGUCACUGCUCUGUUUGUUGCUCCUAGAUCACGUUUAUGUGUGUGUUGCCACCUAAUAACUAGCAUUAUGCUAGUUUCUUAUACAUAUGCACACAAGCUUUCUAUUUUGAAGUUCCCUGCUUGUCCCAAGCCCCCAAAAGCCUGCCUUGAUAAAAACUACUUAUUGGGGUAGCAGCGGAGAGUUUUGUGGCACCCUAUCUUAAGGCUUGUGUUAGUUUUUGCUCCAACAGACUAAUAUAACUGCCUCUCCAGAAAAUACUAAUAAAAAUGCGGACAAGUUGAUGCACAGCAGAAUGGGCUGAACCUCCUUGUAUUUCUCUGCUCUGAAUCAUCGGAAAUUUAUUUUUAUAAUUGCAUGAUCUAGAAUUCAACUUACAGCCUUCAGCAAUAUGGGCAUGUUCUUGGAGGAGUCGAUUCCAGAAAUGUCUGGUGGAAAGCAACAUAUUUCUCCCUCUGGUGAAGUCUAAGCCUUUUUGGAUGGCACUAAAGGUGAUCAAUACAUCUUUACAAAAGAUUCUUUUCUUUUUCUUAGACAUGGAGAAUGGUGGAGAGCCAAGUCCCUUUUGACCAAGAGAGAAGGCUUUAUCCCAAGCAACUAUGUCGCAAAAGUCAACACCUUAGAAACAGAAGAGUAGGUUCAUAUAUUGUAAAUACUUGAUUUUCUACUUUGCACUGUGCACUUGAGAAAGACAAAGAAGGUGUAACUUUUUCCCCAUAAUACUUUACAGAUGGUUCUUUAAAGACAUAACCAGGAAAGAUGCAGAAAGGCAACUUCUAGCACCUGGGAAUGUUCCUGGGUCAUUCCUUAUCAGAGAGAGUGAAACAUUGAAAGGUGAGCUUUCUGUAUUUCAUUUGAAUUAAAAGGAAACUCAGCCUUCUGCCUUGAUGAGCUCAGAUUUUUCCAGUAAGUUCUCUUUUCUGUUUAUGUAUGAGUGAAUUUACUAAUUAUCUGUCAUCAAAGAAUGAUAGCAUUUUCAAUUUACAUUUAGCUUCGCCCCCAUUACUAAAAAAAUCUAUUAGCCUGAUAAAUGUGGCUAAUAGCACCAAAUUAUUAUAGAGGAACGGGCAGACAAAGAGGGAAGAUAACUGUAGACCAAGUAUUUGCCUUAAGCCAUGUUAUUAUUUUUAUAUAUAUAAUUUUUAUUGGUUUUUACACGUAUUUUCCAGCAUAUCAUCCUUUUAAACAUCUUUCAAAAUCUUUGGCUAUCACAGCCUAAGACUUCCUUCAACCUCAACUGAUGGUUUCCUAAAAUCCUUUCUAAUUAUGCAUUACUACUUUUACUGCUAUAAAUUCAAAUCUUAAUACCUAUUCUUAAUUCUUUUCACAAUAAUUUAUAUAUUACUCCUUACAAAAGUUCUUUUAACCCUACAAGUGAUGUCAAUUGGUUACAGUUGCUUUCCAAAUGCAUUGAAAUCUUCUUCCAUUCCUUUAGGAAAGUCUGGUCCUCCUGGUUCCAAAUUUUCCCAAUUAAUCUUGCCGUCUCAGCAUAGUUCAUCAAUUUCUCUUGCCACUCUUCUUUAGCUGGCAUUUCUUCUUGCUUCCAUCUUUGGGCUAACAAUAUCCUUGCUGCAGUUAUCGCAUAUAAAAACAUUUUUUUAUCAUUCAUAUGCAUUUCUGUACCCACAAUACACAGUAGAAGGCUUUUGGUUUUUUAACAAAUGUAUAUUUCAACAUUCCCCCCCCAAUUCAUUAUAAAUCAUUUCCCAGAAGUCCUUCACUUUCUUACAUUCCCACCUCAUAGGGUAAAAAGUACCCUCCUUUUCUUUACAUCUCCAACAUUUGUUAUCUGUUUUGUACAUUUUAGCUAACUUCACUGGUGUUAUAUACCACCUGUACAUCAUUUUCAUAAUGUUUUCUUUCAAUGCACUGCAAGCAGUAAAUUAUAUUUCCUCUUUCCAUAAUUUUUCCCAAUCCUCUAUUUGUAUAUUAUAACCAGUAUCUUUGGCCCAAUGAAUCAUAACCUAUUUAACUUCCUCAUCUUUCAAAUGCCAUUCCAAUAGUAAUUUAUACAUUUUAAAUUAUAUUUUAACUUUCUUAUUUAAUAACUCCAAUUCAAAUCUUGAUUUUGUAUAUCCAAAUCCAUUUUUGUUUUUAUCUUCUUUGUGUUAUUCUUAAAUAUAUGCAGAAACUGGGAAAUUAUGCCUGUGUAGCCUUUGUAAAUAGAGAAUAGGUGUGGGAGAAACUCUUGUACAAAUAUUGGUGAGACAUUGGGCACUGGUGAAGGGAUUAUAUACUAACAUGGAUCUAUGUGUUUGCACAGGGGGAAAUUUAGACUUUAUAGCAUAGUAUAAAAAGUACAAAAACGGUCAAAGAGACUUGUUCUGGUCUUAUCUAGACCUCUUUUUCACAUCAAAACCUUGUUGCAUCAUUUAUGGAGUGCCCAAUUCGAUAAUCAUACAGCCAGAUAUAUUACAAUGUUAAUUUGACCAGUACCUGCAGUAUUGCAAUAUGGAGCAAUCUGGCACUGACACAGUGGCUGCAUCCAGAUGCCAUGGUAAACAAUGGUUUGUCAUAACCAGUUGUUUAUCUUGAUGGGAAUGAGGCUAUCCACCCCUGUGCUUCCCCUUUCCCCUCUCCUCCAGGACAUCCGCAAGGAGAAAGUCAGAAUAUUUCACUUGCAACUUCACUUCAACCAGUUUGAAUCGGGCUUGUUUCAUACAAAUCAUAGUUAUGAUUAACCACAUUUUGUUGGAUUCUGAUAAUACAGCAACAUGAAAGCAAAACUCAGAUUUGAUGCGGCUAGUUCUAACUCCGAUUUAACCUGUGGUUGUGAUUAUUAUUUUUCUUUUUUUGUACACAGGUAGCUACUCUCUGUCCAUGAGGGACUAUGACAGACAACAUGGUGAUGUCGUCAAGCACUACAAAAUCAGAAGUCUAGACAAUGGAGGAUAUUACAUCUCUCCAAGAAUUACUUUUCCCUGUAUCAGUGACAUGAUCAAACAUUACCAAAGUAAGCCAGUACCUUUACUGGACUAUUAUUAAAAUGCAAGUUGUUAUCAAAUAAUUAUAUAAAAAAACUACUGCUGUAUUUCAGAUCACUCAAGUCAAAUGCAUUCUAACUUAUAGUGCAGAUUGUAUAAAGGUGGACAUUGAUGAAAGUUCUACACAACUCUCUCAAGGGUGGGAACUAAAAGUAUGUCAGUUUGAUCACAGGAUUUUACAUCAGCUUGAAACCGAGCUGAUUGUAUGCGAAAUAUCAGCUCAGUGUAAAUGGGAACACUUUGCUUCCUGAGUAUAAGCAAUAUUUAAACACUAGUAUGAACAUAGUGAUAAGCUGAGAAGUUAUCGGCAUUGUAAUUAUUGUGUGCCAACACGGUGGCAAUCUUGUGAACAUAUUUGAUGUGGGAAAGUAAAACCACCAGUGACAUUUAAAAAGAACAUGUAGCUCAUGCAUAGUAAUGCAUUAUACAGAAGUUUGCUGAAAAACAACAACCCAUGAAGCUGUUUUCAUCAGCUGGGAAAACCAUACUCAACCUGAUUGCAGAUCUUAAAUACUUCAGGGCAUGACUUUUAAUAUAUGGCAAAAUAAUGAUCCUUGGUUGAAAACUAUGAGCCUUAACUUCAUAUGAGUGUAUUUUCUGAGGUUAAAACAGGUGACAGCUAUACUUAAGAAAUUCCUUUUAAUUUAGAUCCCACCAUUUGUCCUAAAAGUUCUGGGUGGGUUACAACAACACAUAUAUAAAACAAACUCAUUAAAACAAAAAGAAUGACACUUAAUUUAUGAAUUCCUGGGAUCUUGGCAUGCUCUAUAUUCAGAAGCCUAAACAAUAUUUACUUACCCCAGUGACCAAAAUAGGUUUUCAUAGGACACAUAUCUGACUAAAAUCUAUCAACUGUUGAUAGUUGUCAGCAAUCCAUGUAAGAUGCAAACUGCGGCAUCUACCGGUGUAGUUAAAGUUAUCCUUCUGUUCAUGGCAAAAGAGGCAAAUAUGCAUUUAAAACUGAGAAUCAUGAAGGGUAUGCCUCCCACCAGUACCUGUUGCCAUAUACCAGCCUUCCUCAACGUGGUGCCCCCCAGACUGCAACUCAGACCACUAGCCAUGCUUUCUGUGGUUGAUUGGAAUUCUAGUCCAAAACAUCUGGAGGACACCAGGUUGGGGAAGGCUGCAACAUACCAAAGUGAGAGAAUAUUUUGUCCCAGUAGCAUGUAUCUGUACUACUACACCAUGUUGUGUCAAGGUCAGAGGGAGAAAUCCAGUGCAGCAGAACCUAUGGCACAUGUUGUGUUGUUUACCAGCAACGAAGAAUAUAGUUUUGUUCCUGUCGGGUUUUCAAAAAAUUCUUACAAGGAGGUUUUAAAAGAAAAAUUAAAUCUCUGCAUGUAUGUUGUCCUUUGUUAUGAACUUUGGUGUUGCUUAAGGUACAAAUGUAAGGAUGUUUGUCUCUUAAACAGAGCAGCCAGAUGGAUUAUGCAGAAAGUUGGAGAAGGCAUGCCUCAGUCCCAAACCACAGAAGCCAUGGGAUAAAGAUGCCUGGGAGAUUCCGCGGGACUCAAUCAAAUUAGUAAAAAAGCUUGGAGCUGGUCAAUUUGGAGAAGUCUGGAUGGGUAAGAUAUUUGUUCAUGUGGAUAAUUCAGAUAUCUAGCAACAUGUGUGACACCACAGUACUGACAUGCUAGGUUGUUAACUAUGUUCAUGUUCAGUGAUGUAACAUAAGAAAUGAACUAGGUUCAUUCAUUUGUAAAAAUGCCCCAUUUUGUUUGAACUCCUAGAAUGGGGAAGCACCAUAUCUGUGCAUGCACGUAAAGAUUUAUUGCCCUUCCCCACUCUGUGCCCCCACAGAUUGGCUCUGGGAGGUAUCAGUAGAACUCCAGAACAGCACACAAGGGAAAGGGAAAUAAUUCCUUCUGGCAAGCAGAAAUGCUUUUCCUGACAGAAUGAUGUAAUCAAGGACCAGACCCUGAAGUUAGCGUAUUUGUCAGAGGCAAGAGUAAUACUAUUUAGUGUAUAUAUAGUGUUGCAAUCAGCAUUGAUUUUUCAGUUUUAGCUUUAGCUGGCUGUGUUGGAGCCUACAAAUGCUACAGAAGGUGAUCCACACUGUGCCUUAGUUUGAAGCUCAAUUCCAAUGUCAUGCUAACUCAUUGCAACUUUCAUCAUCCCUGACUGUUGACCAUGCAGACUUGAGUGAUGGGAGUUGGAGUCCAACAACAUUUGUUGUGCCAUAUUUAGCCAUCUCUGGUUUAAAAUGUUGUGCAUUGAAUUAUUGUUGUUAAAUGUUUUGUGAAUCCCAUGCUGUGGGACAGAAAAAGUGGGAUAUCAUCAGAUAAACUGGGGGUAGGGAUAAUAUCCAAAUGGUUGAACAUGCUUUCGAUUUUGCUGUAAACCAAAAUGUGAACUGACCAUUUGAAGAGGGCUUGCAAAUAAUUAUUUGCAUGAACAAUGGCAUCUGCUGUUGCUCUUUCUCCAGGCUCCUGUCCACCAUAGUGAUGGGAGUGCUCAAUGGACAGAAGCUGGAAGCAGAAAAGUAGCCUUUUCAUCUGUUGUUCCCUUGGCAUGUAUCCAAUGAUGUGGGGACAGAUAGAGUUGCACCAGGGAGUGCCCGAAUAGUAACCGCAUCCCUAGCUUGAUUCCCAUUUGACAGCAUGAAGCUGGGGUCCAUGUUAUACUUGGUGGAUACUGUUGGGACAGGGGCAAAAUCUGUUCUCUGGCUCAAGGAGUCUUGGUGCCCACUAGCAUUUCGCUUGAGCUGCACUGCCUGUGCUUCCUUAAGUAAUGCACCUUGGUAUGCUUUGGUGACCCCAUCUUCAUGAGUUCCUCUCUUCUCUACCCACCAUAUUGGUUGGCCACUUUGUUAGUGUAAUAGAAAACGUGCCUUCAUUUUCUGGGGAUGACAUCAUCAGGGCAUUUGCUGUUUAAUGAGCCCAUAUGAAAACAGUUUGCCUACUGAGCUAAUAUGCAGGGGUUAUUGAAGCACUGUCAGCUGCAGAAGAAAGAACUAAUUUCAGGAAGUUAUGUUCCUGCGUAUGUGCUCACAAAGGGUAGAGGGGGAGUGUUUCUGGUUCAAGAUGUUUCCUCUUGUUUAUGUGAGCCUCUUUGACGUCUAAAUUUGGCUUGGUCCUCUGUGGGUUACUUUUACGUUAUGGGUAAAAUUACUGCACUGUGAAGCCUGACUACAUUCUUCCUUUCCCUGCUACAACUAUGAAAAGCUGAUUUGCAUGAUGGCAGACCUUUUUUGAUUGGAACUAAACUGCAUGCUUUGGUAGAGUUCCAGUUGCCUUUCUCCCUGGAGGGCCCAAGAGUUCCAUCAGCUCCCAAGGAUUGCGUUUACUUAGUACUGCUUGUUUCAGAAUGAUUUCAGGAUGGCAAAGGAAUGAGAAGAAAUAUAAUUGUAAAAAGCUAGCUGUUCUCACAUUACAUUGCAGUGAAGUUACUGUUUUCCCCGCAGUGGAUUUUCCAGCUCUUUCCCCUUAGCUGUUCACAUUGGCAUAGCUUCAUUAGCGUUCUGUUUAUUUCUGCUUGUGUAUGGACCAGUGGGCACACCUUGGCAGGAGACGGACUAGAAAUGGCUUAACAACUCCAUUGAUGUGAGCUGGUUUGAGAAACAACACACUGGACAGUAGUAUUUUAUAAUAAACUACUGGAUGCAUAUGCAUUUUGGAUCACAUUGUGUGAACAUGGAUUAAAAAUUCAGCUCUGGAAGCACAGUGAGUGCACAGAAAGUGGGAGUGUGAUAAGAGAAGGUUUAUGUUUGUUUUUGUGUUUUGUUUUGUUUUAGGAAAACAUUUUAGAAUAGUGGUUGUGGUUGUACAUAGUACUAAACCAGCAGUGUUGUGGGGCACUUUAUUAUGCUUUAUUUUACUUGUAUCCUGAGUUUCAGGAUGCAGAUAUUUUCAUGGUGGCUAAUAACUCUAUCAUGUUAUGAGCUUCCAUGGGCAAGAGCCUACUUUGACAGACGCAGGAAAUGACAGGGAUGGAACUGUUUGCAAGAGGAGAUUAACAAUGAAAUUGGAGAGAUGAUUUCAGUUGAUCAACUGGAAUCAACACCUCGCCCUGCCCCAGUCUGUGUCUUCCGUCCUUUUAACAGCAUAGGCAAUAUUUCAGAUCCAAAUUAUAUCAUCCACAGUAUAAUAGUUCAUAGACCUACACUUUUUCCAGUGUAAUAUACACCAUUAGCUUGGCAUAGUUCUUGCUGUCUACCUUCAGUCCCUAAUAUGGCAAGAUUUGUUUCUGGUCAUUUGUUGCCAUAAUUCUAGCCUAAUGUUUCCCAAACUUGGGUCUCUAGUAGCUGUUUUUGGACUACAAUUCUCAUCAUCCCUGACCACUGGUCUUGCUUAGCUAGGGAUGAUGGAAAUUGUAGUCCAAAAACAGCUGGAGACCUAAGUUUGGGAAGCACUGUUUUAGACCAACCAGUUGUGCAGUGUGGGUCUAUUCACCAUCUCUCAUAGUGUGCCCAAAGGAGCAGGGGAUUGAAAGGUCCGCAAAGAGUUCUACAAGGGUCAAGUAAGCUAAGUAAUAUGCUCUAGAGAAAGGCACUGUCUAAACCUAUCUGAUCAGCCAGAUAAUGCUAAUUUUGUCAUGUGUCCUCUGCAUCUUACCAUGUGGACAGGGAACUUUUAUCCUGCUCUUUGGCUUAAAAAGUUCCCAGAGCAGCUUACAGGAUCGGUCACAGGCCAGUAUAUGCUUUGGGGCUUACAGUCUGAAAGACAUCAUUUAUACACAAUGAGAAAGGGAUGUGGAGGGAAAGGGGGAAAAAACAAGUUCAUGCACCAGUUCCUAAAGUUACAGUUUUAGAAUGACCAGCUGAGAAGGAAGCCUGAUGGAAUGGCUCCUGCCAGGUGACAGUUGAAGCAGCUGAUCUCUCAGCAGGGGCGAUGACAUGGCCGUGCUUCUCUAAAAAUGAAAAUGCCCAGGAGAAUAAAAACGUCUUUGGUGCACAGAUGACAUCAGAUUAAGUGAUAGGUAAGGCUCCCUUGGGAAAGAAUCCCACUUGAAAAGGAGAUACAUGUUUUUGCAGGUACACGGUGGGCACUCAUUGGGGAAACAGCCAACUGAGGCCUCCUGACACAUGUCAACCCAUAUUAUGUCCACCAUGAAAACAUUGGGAUUUGAAGUCCUCUUCUUUGUAGCAGCUUAUUCUUCUGCAGUGUCAAUCAUCACAGAAUAUUAAGCUUGCAGGAAGUUGGCAACCAUCUAGUUUAUAUUGGUUAACGACUGUGAAAAUAUUUCUCCCACUUCUGCCAUGGUCUGCAUUCUUCAUUGACAGGAUUAAAUCUCAAAGUUUAAUUCUUCCCAUCAAAAUGUAUUUGUGUAUUUAUUUUUUUACAAAAUAUUAUUGAAGUAAAUGUGCGGUGGGGGAAAUGGAAAAUGAGGUCAUGUGUGUCAGGCUGUUCUGUACAUACAGUAUUCAGCCUUCUUCAACCUGGUGCUCAGUGGCUGGUGGGACUCGGAGUCCAAAACAUCUGGAAGGCACCAGGUUGACAAAGACUGAAGUACAGUUUUCUAGGCCAAUACAGUCGUACCUUGGAUCCAGAAUGGCUUGUGAGUCGAACAUUUUGGCUCCCAAAUGUCGCAAACCUGUAAGUGAGUGUUCCGGUUUGUGAACGUUCUUUGGAGGCUGAAUGUCCGACACGGCUUCUGCUUGAGUGCAGGAAGCUCCUGCAGCCAAUCAGAAGCCACACCUUGGUUAUCAACCAUUUUUGGAAGUUGAAUGGACUUCCAGAACAGAUUCCAUUCAACAACUAGGGUAUAAUAAUAAUAAUUUAUUUAUACCCCGCCCAUCUGGCUGAGUUUCCCCAGCCACUCUGGGCGGCUUCCAACAAAAUAUUAAAAUAAAAUAAAAUAAACAUUAAAAGCUUCCCUAAACAGGGCUGCUUGAUGUCUUCUAAAAGUCUGGUAGUUGUUUUUCUCUUUGACAUCUGGUGGAAGGGCGUUCCACAGGGCAGGUGCCACUACCAAGAAGGCCCUCUGCCUGGUUCCCUGUAACUUGGCUUCUUGCAGUGAGGGAACUGCGAGAAGGCCCUCGGUGCUGGACCUCAGUGUCUCGGCAGAACAAUGGGGGUGGAGACACUCCUUCAGGUAUACUGCGCCGAGGCCAUUUAGGGCUUUAAAGGUCAGCACCAACACUUUGAAUUGUGCUUGGAAACGUACUGGGAGCCAAUGUAGGUCUUUCAAGGCACGACUGUAGUAACAUUUGUUGGUGCCUGCUUGUAAAUACAUCAUUUAUAAAUUUAUUGUUAAAGAUCUCUCAUGGCAAGACAUUUGACCACCACAUUCAGCGCUCUGGAUGUCUCUUCUCCUAUAACUAUCCCUUUUGUUCUAGGUUACUACAAUAACAAUACCAAAGUAGCAGUGAAAACUCUGAAGCCAGGCACCAUGUCUGCGCAGGCAUUCAUGGAAGAAGCCAACCUUAUGAAAUCACUUCAGCAUGACAGGCUGGUCAGACUCUACGCUGUAGUUACCAAAGAAGAACCAAUUUAUAUCAUAACUGAAUUCAUGGCAAAAGGUAGGUAUUACUGAAUUCAUUAACCAGAAGUACCAUUUGCAUGUAGGAAAUGGUGUAUGGUACAAUUGCAACAGGCACUUGUAACCGUCAACUCGAUAGCCAUUCGUUAUGGGACUGUAGUAACUUGAGUAUUGGUUAGUAGUGUCUCGUACCCUGGACAAAAAAUAUUACACAUUAAAUUAAGUAUCAUAAGAGGAAUAGACUUAAAGAAAUAAAUAGGUCAAGAGGAAUACACUUAUAGAAACAAUUUGGUCAAAGUUUCGUCUGUUCUGCAAAUAGCCAAAGUUGUGUCCUCCAGAUGUUGUUGGAUUUCAACUCCCAGCAUCUCCAUCCAGCAUGGCCAGGAAUGAUGAGGGUUGUCAUCCAGAAACAUCCUUUCUUUGCACUAGAGCUCUAAGGGGCCACGGUCUGCUGAAUUGCCUUCUGCCGUCAUCAUGAGGAAUUGGCAGGGUGAACCUGUUCUAUGGAUUAUAAUUAGAAAAUCAUGCAGCAGGUUACAUUUGAACUUUGCAGUGGGUAGGAGAUGAAAGCUUGAGGGCGGUUCAUGCCAAAUUUGGGAUAGAAUAGAUGAGUGGCUUAUUUUGAACCAAUUAACAUUUGUUUGUUUGUUUUUAUUUCAUAAAAUUUACACACCACUUGAUUGUAAAAACAACCACCACCCUCAAAGUGGUUUACAAAAGAGAAAACAAGAAAAAAAAUGCAUACUUUAAAAUGCUAAAACAGAUUAAAAUUAGCUUAACCUUCUAAUUACCUGGGUAGGCUUGUAUAGACAAGGAUGUUUUUAAGCAGGCACUGAAAAGAAUAUAGUGAAGGUACCUGCUUGAUAUCAACAGGCAAUGAAUUCCAAAGUAUAGGCCCUGCCAUGCUAAAUGAUUGAGUUCUUACAAAUACAGAACUGGCAUGUGACACCUAUAGCAGUACAGUGGUACCUUGGGUUAAGAACUUAAUUCAUUCUAGAGGUUCGUUCUUAACCUGAAAUGGUUCUUAACCUGAGGCACGCUUUCGCUAAUGGAGCCUCCUGCUGCCGCUGUGCCACUGGCGCACAAUUUCCGUUCUUAUCCUGGGGCAAAGUUCUUAACCUGGAGCAACCACUUCCUGGUUAGUGGAGUUUGUAACCCGAAGCGUCUGUAACCCGAGGUACCACUGUACCAAUUCCGCCCAUUGAAGCAACUGAGUGGGCACAUGCAGGGUAAAUAUUUGAAUGGCUGGCAUUUUGACAGGUGAUGCAGAUUUCCCCCAUCUUUCUAAGAUUUUCUUGGGCUGAAGCAUAGGAGAAUAUUUCUCUGUUCUGCAUGUUGCAUUAGGUCAAAGGAAACAUUGGUAUGUACUGUUACUUUGGCAGAAGCGGAAGUGUUUGUAGUUUUUACUGAAAAUGCAGUUCCCCAACCAUUUCAGCCUACGGAGAAAAUUUGAAAAUUCAUACAUGUGCUGAGUAUAAGCCACAGCUGCCUAGUAAUCACUUGAGAGGGAAUUCGGGCCACUAUAUAGCCUUUUGUUGGAAUGAUGCCAGGGGAAGCAGAUAAGAGGUUGCCCCUCCGCUGACUGGAAAGGGCUAGAACAGGUGUUGAAGAAAAUUAGGAAGAGAGAGAAACAGUUAUUUAGAAGUAACAACAAAUUAAAGUGAAGGAGGUAUGAGAAAAAGUGGCAGUUUAUGAGAAGUGGAUAAGUUAGGUAUGGAAGAGGGGGAGGAGAAAUUACAAUGAGUAAAAACAGUUCUGAGAAGCUUGGUGUGGGGAGAUGAAAAUAUAAAAUAGGAAGCCCUCUCUGCUUAGAGUCUUUGGAUCAACAUCUUCUUCCUAAAGUGGAAAGCUGAGUCAGAAUGCCCCCAUACCUAAUGUAUGUAUUUAACUCAAGGAAACUGAACUGUGGAUCUGCUUGCUAGAAAGAGAACAGUGUGGUAAAGACUAAAAGCAAUUUCCAAAGAGUGAUCAUAAAUCAAAAGAAAACAAUGUCAGUGUCAGCUGCUCAUGCUGGACACUGCUUUGAUAAGUCACCAUUUUGUGACUGGAGGGUCUCAAUAAUUUCCAGCCAUCUCAAGAGGGCCCUUUGAGUACAAAGUUUGGGAAUGCCUAGAUUAAGCAGCUAAAGACAUUAUAGUCUUGCAUAUUCCUCUCACUUUUAAGUUAGGCUCCCUGAACCCACACUCUUUCAGUUUAGCAGUGGAUAUACAGUAGAGGGUGGAUAAUGUGUCCAGCAAAUAAUUUAGCGGUCACAACUUUUCCAACACUUAAUACACACCUAAUAAUUUCUGCCUCAUGCAACAAACUGCACUGUGCUCCCUCAGCACAGCAACUUGUAGUGAACAGCCAGGCACAAAAUUCUAAAGGCACCACUUUCCCAGACACUUGCUGCACAUGCAUCUGAUGAAUUUUUCCUGGACACCCCCACACACACCAUGCACAUUAAGCCCUAUGUCAAACUGAAGGACCAAUAUAUUUCUGUAACCUUUGAAAAGUUGCUGUGUUUUGUGAGUUCCUAGCAGGAUAUGGCAAGUCCUCAGCUAUUUGCAUUGGUAGAGCUCUCAUGGCCUACUUGUUUGGCUGCUUCAUUUAAAAUAAUAAUAAUGGGUGCAAAGUGAGUGCAGAUUUGUCAUGUGCUACUGAGAUCUUUUCCACUGCACAUAAGCCUGAUAUGUACACACUAUGAAUCUCUUGCCAAUUUCUUAAAGCAGCUUUUAAACUAAUCUCAUAAAAUCAAUCACCCUUGGCAUGGUUUUGCAGAAAGCUGAAAUGUAUUAGUGUUGUUAAAAGGUAAGUUUCCCCAUCCAUUUAAAUAGAGAUGAUUGCUUUCAAAAAUCUUAUUCACUCACAAGACCCCCAGAAAUAUUUUUAUGGCAUUCACUCACAUCUGAGUUUGACUUGUUUCUUACCACCUUGUCUUGCCCUUCCUUUACCACACAGGGAGCUUGCUGGAUUUCCUGAAGAGUCAAGAUGGUGGGAAAUUACUACUUCCAAAGCUCAUUGACUUCUCAGCUCAGGUAAAUAAUUUAUUUUUAUUUUUGGUACUUGGCUGGCUUGGCACUGGCUAUGCUUCAUUUUCACUGUUGUCUGGAAACCAGGUUUACUGAGACAGGUUUUGGAUGCUGAAAGUUUGGUUUAAAGUGGAUUUCUCCUGCAGAUGUGGCAAGAGAAAAUUGCUCUCUGGAUUGCUGGGGCCCCAGGCACAUUGUGUUAUCCCCUACCAUUUGUGGCUUAGUCAAGUCACAUCUGGGUCCGUUUUGAGGAGGAAGUGGCAGGUCAACUAUAGGUGGAAUAAUAGAAUGAUGUGCCUGGGUUGAACUAUAUAAAUAUAGCUACCCCAGUGCACAGCAUGGGGAGAUGUAACUGGCCUCAUCCUGACCCUAGGUGUGUAAAGGUAGCCCUAACUGCAGUUUAUGUACAAUGCUACCUUUACUGUGUAAACUUUGCUUAGUUACGAAAGUGUAAUUAAUUGUAUUUAGAGGGCUGCUGCCUGUUUGUCUCUCCAAAUGUUGCCUGAGUUGCUGUGAUGUCAUGGAAUAUUCACAAAUAUUCUGAUUAGCAGGGGGAAUUGGCAAGAGAAGAAAGAGAUUAUUCUUGUGCUGUCUGGAAGAAGGCUGUCAUUGUGUUUAGUAAAAUAAAUUGCUGCUUGCUACUGCCAAGGAGAAUACAAUGAAUGUUGCCCAGGCCAAGGUGGAGCACUGGCUUAGUACGGUGGCAGGGGUGUCUAAGAGGCUGAUGUACAACCUCUGAGAAGGAUUGCUCCUAACCAGGAAGAAAUGGGAGUGAAUGAAAUUUCCAGUGACAGAUACUACUUCCUGUCAAUGAUGGGUAGCCCCAAAGAGUGUGCAGCAAAUUCAGAAGUAUUGCUCCUUAUUCAGAAGUGACACGUUGCGAGGGAUGGGCAUCCACUGGCUCAAUGCAUCCUGGAUCGCCUUGCUGGUGCUUGGAGCUGUGUGAAACUGUAACAGGCUCCAAAAUUCCACAAACCUUGGAAGACAUAUCACAGAGCAGGAACCCAUGCAGAAUGGUGUUUGUAGUCCCUUCCGUCAGUUUAGAGAGUGCUUCCAAGUAACUUGCACCCUUAUUUUCCCAAAAGCAGUAAAAGGAGCUACAAAAGUCCCUGUAGAAACAGACCCCAUGACUAUGGAGUGGCUUCAUCUGCACCAUGCAAUUAAAGCACUAUUAUACCACUUUAAAUAGUCAUGGCUUCCACCACAAAAUCCUGAAAACUGUAGUUUGCGAAGGGAUCUGAGGAUUGUUAGGGACCCCCUAUUCCCUUUACAGACCUACAAUUCUCAGAAAGAGGAACUGAUUGUUUAAGCACUCUGGGAGUUGUAGCACCGUGAAAGGAAUAGGGGUCUCCUAACAACUCCCAGCAUCCUUAACAAACUACCAUUUGUCUAAAGUAGUAGAAUGGUGCUUUAAAUGGCUGGUGUGGAUGUGGCCAGAGACAGAAGCAGGGAAGGCAAGUCAGAUGAGAGUCAGAGCAAGCACGUUGCAUUCUGGUGAAGGUUGCACAAUAGCUUGCUCUUGGUUUCGUCUUCCUUAUUUUUGCAAAUGGCUUUCAUUCUCUUUAGAACAAAUAGCAGCUGGUUGGAAUAUACUAUGCUCUAUUCAUUGCUCAUCUUCAAAACAAUGGCAAUGAAAAGAAAAAGUCUAUGUGGAGAAGGGCCCACAGUGCUUGGGUAGAUUUUAAACAAAAACAUUUAAAUCCUGUUAAAACAAUAUUUACCAGAGGGCACAGCACUACAGAGCAACAUGUCCUGUACCAAAUAUCCUUUGAACAUGACCUUAAUUUCCUGUUGCAAAAGUUGGCCUCAGUCUGGCUGAAAAUGGUUGUAAUAGUAACAGACGCCUCAUAUCAACAUCUUUAUCUAUGUCACAUGCCAUACUAGCAACGAUUAAUAUCUAUCUUCAGACUGUGUUACAGUUGCUUUCUUUUUCGUGGUGAUUUCUUUACUAGCACUUGUAUAGUCCACAUUUCUGUUUUAAAACACACAAGUGGCUUCACAAUAACACAGUUUUGAAACAGUGUAAUAUAGAACUUGAGAGUUUUAGCUUCAAACACGACCCAGACAUGGUUUAAAAUAGUAUUUUUCCUCAUGGAAAUUUUCAUUUCACGGAAUAGAUGCAGACUGUGAAUAAAUAUUGAACAUGCCUGGUAGUUUUAAUUUUUUUAAGCUCUGAUUACUAAAUAUAAGAAAAAUAAAUAUGCUAUAUUACAUCACUCUAUAGGGCACCAGAAGCAUUUCCAACAGAAGUAUUUUUAUUUUCUCUGAUGCAAGUUACCAUAUGCAGUUACCCUAAUCUUACAGCACUGAACAUCAUUGGUUCAGGAUUAGUGAUAGAACCAUUUGUUAGGAUUGCAAGUUGUGUUUAGAAGUUCAUUCUUGGGGAACAUCUGGAAUGCAUUGCUAGCCAUUAAACGUCUGGGGGGUGGAGGGUCAUAUCUGGCAUGGAAGGGGAAUCUUAAAUAAUUUUUUUCCUGCACUAAAUUGUAAACUAUGUACCUGAACUUCUUGGACAUGUGGAGUAGAUAAAGUAUGUGACCAUGAGUCAAUUGGAAAGAAGACCAGAACUCAGAGGUAGAGGGCAUGCUUUGGGUGCAGAAGGCCCUAGGUUCAAUCCCAGCAUCUCCAGAUAGGACUGAGAAAGAAACCCUAGGAAGGUCUUGCCAAUCAUGGUAGACAAUACUAAAUAGGUCAUACUUGGCAGUUUCAUAUGUUCAUAUCUCCCUUCCAGUGUACGUGCAAUAUGCUCUCCCAAUAUGCUCAAUAUGCUAUCCCAAUAUGCUCAAUAUGCUCUCCCAAUAUGCCCAAUAUACUCUCCCAACAGGCCAGCCUUCACUGAAUCAAAUGGUUUGGACUACAACUCCCAUCAGCCCCAGGCAAAAGAAAUGGCUUGUCUCUCUGGCCACGGGUGCUUGCCUGUGGAGCUGGCAUCAGCAUCUGGCACCCUUAAGCAACUGUUAGGAACCUGGCACCUGGACUGAGCUCACCAAUGAUGCCUGCUUCCACCCCUCCUUAACUUUUUUCUGGCCUGCUACUCUGAGCUGUGCCAGAUGGCUGGGUCUACCUGCCAUUUUAAUUUCCACAGUGCUUUCGAUGUCACAACACUCUGGGGGCAUUGUGGGAAAUUAAAAUGGUGGCUAAUCUAGCCAUCUGGCUGUGUUUAUAGCACUGCCACCAGCAAAAGGAGGGGACUUACCCAAGACUGCUUUGCUCAGGCACCCCACACAACCUUGGAAUUGGCCCUGUUUGCCUGAAACCAAUCCAGCCAUUCAAGCAAACUCUUCCAUUGUGAAGGAGCAAGUUAAAAUGUGAUUUUGUGGCCAGGGGUGGGCGGCUUCCUAAAAUGGACUGGAGCAGGUGCUGAUGACACACCUUCUCUAAUCCUUCCUCACGGGUAGCAGACCACAUGCUUCCCUUGAGUUUAAGUUCCAAAUUUAUCUGCUGGGGGUUUGCACCUGUGUGCUGCACUCUGCUGCCAAUGUUAAAGACUCAUGCUCUAACUGGGAUUUUGGUUGGUUGAUUGCUGGGAAGGGACCUAGAGAGGCCUUUUAAAAUAACAAGACGUCUUUGCACAUACCUUGGAAGUUCCCACUCCUGCUUCCUCUUCUCUAGACCCACCCAAGGACUGAAAUUUGGUCUAAAUUUGCUGCAGUCAGCUCAUCUACUUGUUCAUUUUCUCUCUCUCCAGGAUGCAAUACAAUAAUUGUUUCCUUGCAGGGGGAGAAAUAUCUGCAAGGUACAAAUCCUUUGCACUAGGGCCAAUCUAUGCUUGGUGUCAGGAAGCAUGAUCCUUCAUUUUUCUCCUCCUGGCAUUAUUUGUACCAACUUUAUUGUUAUUUAUUGCUGUUCCAAUCUGUAAUGGGUUUGUUUGUCCUAUCCAGCCUUUGUGCCCCCAUUUCAUCUCAAUAUUUUUUUAAAAAACUGACCUGUUGUAGGCUUCUUGUCUUUAUAAAUCCCUUCAGUCAACAGGCUUCUUAUCACACUUCGACAGAUAUCUUAGCCUUAGCCCUCCUAGUAGAAAAUAUAUAUAUAUAUAAAUAAGAGGAAACAACAACAGAUCCUGGGGACGGGAAAUAUUUGCCACUAAGGGAGUAGCUACAUCCUCUGGUUACAAGAAGCCCUACUUUCUGAGCCUUCUGCACCAGAGAGAAACUGCUGGUCCUCUUCAAGGGCUUAGCUUUUGUGCAAUAUUUCUCUUCACAAAAACUGUGUUCAGCACUUGUGACAGUGUGGUGGGAAAUACCACCAUGGGUAUUUUUCCAUUGCCUGGCCCACAAAAAGAGGAACAAAGCGAGUGUGCAGUUCCUUUUUUUAAAUAGAUGCUGAUCUGCGUAUUGCAACAGGACUGGUACCCGAGACAUUUUAAAGAGUAUGCAGACAUUUAUGGUAUCUAUUAAUAGUUCUGCAGUCCCUUGAACAGCCAAAACUAUUUAAGCCAAAUAAGUCCAACUGACUUUAAAAAGAAUGAAAUCUGGUUUGCGUGUGAAAACUUAAGACAAAAGUGUGUUGCUCAUCAGGCUUGGUUGGGCUGCGUGUUGACAAACUUGCUCAACAAAACUAGGAACUGAUACCUUUUACAUGUUGCGUUGUUUUAGAAAAUAUAAAAUAAAUAUAUAGCUGGGAACUGAACUGAAAACUUUUAGCUAAUGCAGCCCUGAAAACAAUGAUUAGUAGCUUUUCCAGUCUGCAUCUGUCCUGGUCUCUCUGGAUUAGGGACCCCUGUUUGUAUCAUAACAAAGAGACAGGUGGUAUGUUCUGGAACUGUGUUACAAAGGGACAGAAUUGGCUGCACCCUGAUAGAAGUACUAGAAGUUGAGGAACAGAAGCGGGGCAACUAUGAUCUGAGCUGUGUUGUCUGUCUUCUGACAUCUUUACCUUGCCAGGCAGAGACAUUACAUUACACCAAGAGUUGUCAACUGGGUGCCUCCAUGCCCACUGGUGCCUUUGAUGGUGCCCAGGAUAGGUUUCAGUAAACAUCACCUCAGAAAUCCACAAUGCAAUUAGGGGGAGGCAUGCCUGAACCAUUUUGUGUUCCUGCCUCUUAUCUUUUGGCUGUGGCCACCAUUUUGUGUUAUGUGACAUGCACCAUGGUAGCCAUUUUGUGAUUGGCACUCAGGGCCAUUUCUCAAAAUUCCAAAUGUUCUCACUGGCCUUAAAAGCUUGGCAAUCCCUGCCCUACACAGUCUUCUGCCCCUACCAGUUGAGGUGCAACAGAGAAAGAAAGGAGGCAACCUGCCAUCAACAUGGGGUGUGAGUGAGCUGCAAGGAGGGGAGGGGAAAGGAGCUGGAAAUAUUAUUAAUAAUUAUUAUUAUUAUUUCAAGCAAAGCAUAUUUAUAGAUGGGAGCUGAUUCAUAGAAAACUAAAUAUUUGUGCUAGCACAAGGAGUAACACAAUAGAAAUUGCCCCCUUUCCCCCCACUGUGUGCACCUCAGAACAGAUUUAAGGAACCCACAAGGGGAAUGUUCCAUUGCACAAGAAAAAGCCUAAAUAGUUAACAAACCAUAUGGCAAGCCUAUACCAAAUGCUGUCCUUGGCUGUAUGUAAAGGUACUAUAUGGCACUUCUGUAAACUGAAAAUGAGGAAAACCUAUGAAUGUUGACCAACCCACUCCCCAUUUCCCUCCUCUCCCCUCCAUUUAUAGAUACAAUCUACCAUUGAGCAAUGAAUGAUAUUUAAUGUAAGCAAAGGGGUGUUAUCAGUACUAAAGUGUAUCCAUAUUUUCAUUUUUUAAAUACUGGAGGCUGUGCAUAUCAUGGCUAAUGUGUAAAAAUGAUAUGUUAAAAAAGGAGUUUCCCUGACCGUUUACAAAUAUUAUUUGUGUGUGUAUAAAAGUGCUUACAAAAAAGAACAGUACAAAAGUUAAAGAUAUUUUAUUUGUUGUUGCAGAUUGCAGAAGGGAUGGCAUAUAUAGAAAGAAAAAACUACAUCCAUCGUGAUCUGAGAGCAGCUAAUGUUCUCGUUUCAGAGUCUCUAAUGUGCAAAAUUGCUGAUUUUGGACUUGCUAGAGUAAUUGAAGAUAAUGAAUAUACAGCCAGGGAAGGUUUGUAUCACAUUAUAAUUUUAAGCCCUAUAAGAAUAAUUCUGUUAAUAGCCACUUGUUUCACUAGAAAUAUCUAAAUGUCAACACACUCUGUUCUAUCUCUGCUCUCUGCCCCUGGGAUUUCCUACUUUGCUACUUGGUUUGCACUUGCAUUUCUACAGAGAGACAUAGCAGACCUCCACAUUUUUCUCAUGGGCUCCUGUCAUAAAAUCAUAGAAUUGGAGGAAGCCUUGUAGGCCAUAGGAGCUAACCCCUUGCAUGAUGCAGGAAAUCCAGAGCUAGAACAUCUCCAGAAGAUGGCUUUAAGACCUCCAGAACAGUGUCUGUUGCAGAUGUCCAAUGAGGGGCAGCCUUCUAAGCAAUUAGUUCCAUUGAUCUUGAAACCAAGAAGGUUCUCCUAACAUUAAACCAAAAUCUACUCAAUCUACUCUUCAGUAACUUACACCCUCUGGGGCAGUGGAGAACAAGUCUUCAGGUAUUUGAAGAGUGCAAAUUUGUCAUCCCCCCCCCCCGGUCUUCCUUCCCAGGCUGAACACCAGUUCCUUCAACAUUUUGUCAGAGUUUAUUUUCCAUACUAUUGAAGAAUCUUCAUUGUCACUUCCAAUUUUUCAGUCACUUUUCCCUUAUGAAUCACCAUCUGAAUCACCUUAUGAAUAGUUUUUAAUGGUUACAUGAAUGAAACUGCUGUGGUUUUCCUCUCUGUAGGUGCAAAAUUCCCUAUCAAAUGGACAGCACCAGAAGCCAUUAAUUUUGGCUCAUUUACUAUUAAGUCUGACGUGUGGUCCUUUGGAGUGCUUCUGUAUGAAAUAAUUACUUUUGGGAAAAUUCCUUAUCCAGGUAUGUACUUUUUAUUUACUGCUUAUUUGCCCUCAGUUUAUACAGGUACCAGAGUUAAUAGAAAAGGUGCAAACAUGUAACAAGAGACAUUUUGAUAAUUAGAAAAUGUGUAUUGGUUGCUGUACUUAAGAAAGUGUCUUCAAAGUACUCCGUUACAGGUGGAAUGUGGGUUGAAACCAUGCGAGUCUUUGGCCUCCCUGCAGUAUUUAAAAAAAAAUGAAUUAAUGAAUGAAUGCCUUGGCUUCAUUCAAUGUAAGAAACAUAUUCUGCAGCAACAGCAGCACGUUGUGCAAUGAUAGUCUUUGCUGUGUGUUUGCUGUACAGUGGUAUAACUUGGUUUAUGAACUUAAUCCAUUCCGGAAGUCCAUUCUUAAACCGAAAAUGUUAUUAAACCAAGGCAUGCUUUCACUAAUGAGGCCUCCCACCGCCGGUGUCCUUCCACUGCUCGGAUUCUGUUCUUUGUUGUUGUGUCUGACUCUUUGUGACCCCAUGGAUCAGAGCACGCCAGGCACUCCUGUCUUCCACUGCCUCCCGCAGUAAAGUUCUCAAACCGGGACACUAUUUCCAAAUCAUUGUAAACCGAAUCGUUCUUAAACCGAGGUACCACUGUAUCAUAACUGGAGUGGAAAGCUGAAAGCAGGCCCUGGGGUCAGAGCUGAAUGUUACAGGUGAUGAAACUCUGGGGAUGGACUACAGAUCCUUAGUACCUUUGGGGGGAAAUUGAGCAGAUCUCAGAUAAGAUUGCCUGCUGCUGAUGCAAUGGCCUUGGCAGAUGAUUACUUCUCUAGGGAAGGUCACUGAAAGGCCAAAAUGCAAACAUACAGUCUGUGAGAACACAGGUGACCAGUUUGGCUGCUAGGUAAUCUUUGGGUCCUAGCUGCCCAGCACCCUCUUUGAUACCACCCACUUUUUAACCCAGCCAACAGUGGAGCUCUGGCAUUGGAGGGCAAGGGCAUCUUGAGGUUUUCUGGCAGCAGGUAUGGAGAUCUAACCUAAGGUCUUCGUCUCAGACAUCAGAGAGGGGGUUCUGAUGUAUCCUACCAGGGGUGUAGUGUAGGGAGGCCUUGGAUCAGCUGACAUUCAGUUUACAGUGCAAUCAAAUGUUUACUCAGAAGCAAGUCCCACUGCAGCACUUCACUGGAGCUGACUCCAUAAAUUAUCUUAAUUUCCUACAAUUGACUUUCUCCAGUAACAAAAGCUUGACUAUUCAGUGAAUGAAUUUGAUAUAUGUAUUAGAAAUGCAGGGGUGGAGGAAGGUUUAGGAUUGUUUGGGUUGCUUUUUUAGACUGACAUAGCCAAAUUUACUAGUGGAAGAAAUAUGUUUUUUUAUCAUUUCAGGGAUGAGUAAUUCUGAUGUCAUGAUAGCUCUUCAACGUGGGUAUCGCAUGCCACGCAUGGAGGCCUGUCCAGCUGAGCUCUAUGAUAUUAUGAAAACAUGCUGGAAAGAUAAAGCAGAAGAGAGACCAACUUUUGAAUAUUUACAGAGUGUCCUUGAUGACUUCUACACUGCUACAGAAGGACAAUAUCAGCAGCAGCCCUAACAGGAAAAAGGAGGAGCUCCUGCCUCCAAAUUGGUGUAGACCUCUUAAUGGGACAUUGUGGUUGCGCCAGUUACUUUUGUGCAUUAGGAUAUCCUAACUGCUUGUGGAUCCUGAAACUGAAGCUCAAGAAAAUGUUGCAGGUGACCACUAUCCAGCUUAAGGCUUUAAUGUCCUCUAUUGCUGGCACUUUCUUUCUAUUUUUCUUAAGUACCCAGCUUCUUUUGACCCAUCAGAAGAUCAAAAUCAAACUGGAGACAGCUGCAAAUGUAAUGAAGAGAAACAGCAACAACAACUGUUCAUGACAGCAACCAGAACUUAGCCCCACAUGUUCCAGUCAUAACAUGCAUCUUAAAAAAAAAAAAGGUCUGUUUUAGGGCCCAUCUAUAUGCUAUAGUGAUGCAUGAGCUCUCGCCACCUGUUUAUUUUAACUGAAAAGCUUUUGAGGCUGUGGGAGGGGAGGAGGGAGGACUGUAGAGCCAUCAUUUAUUUGCUCAGAAUUGCAACUUUUGGAAUGGCUUGCCCACCUGCAGCGUAGAAAACACAGGAAUGGCAUCUUUCUUAAAUUGGAAGCUAGCUUAGACAGCUUUCACUGAAUUAACAGUGGCAGAGGAAAUGUUUAACCAAUCUGCCCACUUAUCUCUUCCCUGGUCACCACUGAGGAGCUCAUUUUUAAUGUGUUUUGCCUUGUAAAAGUGGAUUGGAUGAAGGGGCUUAAACAGUAAAAGCUGCUGUAGUUUCUAUACUUAUGUAAAGAGUAAGGUGGAACUGGCACAGUUGCAAUGAAGUGAAUGAGACAUUAGAAUAGAGUGGUUCUCCCAAUCCCCAGGAGCUAACCAUGAUUUUAAGCAAGAAACAGUCUUUCUGGCUCACAUUACCUCCCUUCAAAGGACCUACCUGUAGAAUCUGAAAUGCAGUACAUUUAUACCAGAUGAUCUAAAGGUAUAGUUUGUUUUCAAGUAGGAAUCUGAUAGGGAUUAAAUGAAGUGUAACCCUAGAGUCAUGGCAGAAACCUUUCUACCAGUGUGGCUCAUAAAGCUGCCCUUUUUAAAGGCAGCACUUAAUGUUUAAAUUUAAAAAGCACAGCUAACACAACAUUCCCAUUAGAAAGUACAGCCAGCUACUAUUAUAACCAAGUCUAUACAAUUUGUUGCACAUAUUACGUAAGUAGGAUGCGGGAGUGGGGGCGGGGAGACACUUGAAAAUCAGGUUUAAAGGCACUAGUUGUAUAAAGUCAGAUUGGACUGAAGUUAUGAAUAGGAUGCGAUCUCACUGUGCCUCAGCUUUCUCCAAAAGGGUUGGUUUUUUCUCUCUAUCAUGCUGAGACUUUUCCAAAAUACUUAUUCACAACUUGGUUACUAUAGGAACAUUGUGAUUCUAACUAUGUUCAGUUGCACAAACCAAUAUUUUUGUAGUACACGUGAUAUUUUACACUUUUUAAAUGAAGGAAUCCAGUUGACAAACUGGCAACCAGGCUGUCAACCUGUAAAUACUGUUUUCAUUUUAUUGUGAUUUUAAUAAAUAAGCGUUCUUGAAAUUUCAAACCUGGCAGAUUUUGAGUAUUUUCUAAGUUGUUAUCCCCCUGAUAAGGAGACAACCACAGUAAAUGGCAGCAACUAUAUUAAGUCUAUGCUUCCUAGACAAUUGUGUUUAGUUCAUUCGCUGCUGCUUGUCAAGUAUUGGUAAACAUUUUUAUUAGCAUAAAAUGGCUGCUUUACACAUUUCCAUCCAAUUUCUUCAUACAAGGAAAGCAAUUCAAUUCAAUCACAGAAUUCAUGUAGCUUCAUUCUACACAUUUUUACAAUGGUCCUGAAGCUGAGAUAAUGGAUAUUGUGAUCUGAACAUUAAGUAUAUUUCUUAAAACAAGGGAACUUCCAAAAUUUAUCCUAGUACAAGAACAACAUAAUCAAUGGUGUGUUUAAUGUGUUCUGGCAUUCUUGAUGCAGAUAGUAGCACUAUACAGCAACAAGAUAAUCUGAGGCCACAUUUAAGCCAUGCUUAACUUAUGUUCAGCAAAGCAUUUUAUUUUCAAAGUAGAAAUUGCCUCCAGUGCUUUUGCCUUCUCUGAUUAACCAUCAAUUCAAUACCUGUACUAAUUCAGUAGCUGCAUUAAACCCUCCCCAAGAAGGAUCCUAAUUACUCUCUUACUUUGUGUGUUGCUUAGGUCACUUGUGAGAGCUUGUAGAAGAUGCCUCAGGUUUUUCUGAGUCUUUGUCACCGAGUGUUUUAGGAACAUCUGCUAGGGUAUGUUUCAGAUUUGCAAAGAAGCCCUUCUUGGAUUUCUGAUGCUUCGAAUCUGUGCUUAGGAGUUUUUUGCUUUCACGUAGCUCCUCUUGUAGAAGAGACACUGUGGCUUCAAGCUGAUUGCCACGCUUAGCCCGGUUUUGAAGACCCUUGACUUCUUCCUGUUAAGCCAUGGAAGGA
Molecule: messenger RNA, 42810 nt
Organism: Podarcis lilfordi (Lilford's wall lizard)
Lineage: Eukaryota; Metazoa; Chordata; Lepidosauria; Squamata; Lacertidae
Source: the annotation of a GenBank genome assembly